AUGAAUCUGCGCGAUCAGCUGCUGGGGUCGCUUGCGACGCUCCCGGGGACCCGCGAGUUCCACAUCCACGUUCUUGUCUCGUCGCCGCGCAAGAGGUCCGAUCUAUUCCCCUACGCAAAGCCUCGGCCUCGGGUUUACCUGCAGGAUAUUCUUAUCCUUCUGUCGGAACAGACCACGCCAGACUCUCCCCGGAUUCUGGUCACUGCCAUUGAGGCAUCAUUCUACAACAACCCUGCCACGUCAUGCGGCAUUCUCUACAUCUCCAAGGUCGACUCAUCGGGGCACGCCACAAGGCCGUCUCCCACUGCUGCGCUCGUGAAGGGGCUGCUCAAAUUCUAUGCUGACCCGUCCACCAGACCCGUGCACGUUGAUCACCUCUGGAUACAGCUGUUCGCUCGUGCACAGGCACAGUACCUCUUCCCCAACUCUUCUGAAUUCUCCGGAAAGCGGCCGUUGGCGGAUGCACAGCUCUGCGUAUGGUGGAAACGUCUGCUGUCUGACACGACGUCGGACGUGGCUGCACGAGGAGAGGAGACGAUAAAAAUAAGGCAGUACUACGUACUCCCUGGGUUCAGUGAGCUCGAAGCAGUACAUUCGCUAAAGAUAUCCCAGAGCACUUCGGGUUCUGAUGGUUCCGGCAACCUUCCGUGGACGUACGGGCACCCUUAUUCACAAUCUGACAUACCUUUACCCUGCACUUCUGGAAGGAGGGAGCAUUCUCGUCUGAAUCUAGGGCACUUCAUCCCAUCAUUCGACGACGAUCCAAAGUCUCGAUUUAUGGACGAGAUUGCACACACGACAAACGCCGACGGGAUAGGCUCUCCCAAACAGAAACGAGCGCGCACGUCCAGCCAUGGCGAUCGAUCCGCCGAUCGUCCCACCAGCGAGCAAGACGAUGACGAAGACGGGGCACAAGGGGAGCUGGGCAAGGUGACUCCUGACGAAUUCUGGGAACGGAUGUCGUUCCGCCAGGAAUGCGUCUCUGGUGUGGUAACGGGCUUCUUCGCCGUGGGGAUGUCUUCACAGCGCCGGUCGCGCACCACCCCUGCUUCAUCAGCCGCGUCGCCACUGGCCCCGCAGCCCGGGCAGGUUGCGCCGCGCAUGGUGCGGCGUGUCGUCGCGACGCUGCUGCACCACCACGAGUUCUCCACCCGCUCUCGCGCCGUGCGCGCGACGGAGACCCUCGAGGGGGCGAUCAAGGGCCUGUGCGAGGACCUCGCGCCGGUGCCCUCGUCACCCACGCCUUCGGUCCGUCAUGCGGAGCGGCCGUCCACGCCCGAGCCUGGUCCCUCGCGCAUGGCCCUAGAAGUGCCGUGCACCCCUCCGCCCCGCACCGGGGGCAGGGCGCACGUCCCGGACGUGUCGCCCAACCCGUUUGCGGAGCCCGUCGCGUCGCUGGAGACGUACCGGUCGUACAUCUACGGCGCGGUCGCGGUGAGCAACGCGCCGCUGCCGGCGAGGGGCGGGGCACACGGGGCGCCUGGGGGCGGCGCGGGCACUGCUCCGCCGGUGACAGUGCUGGCGGUGCGGAAGAAGAGAAAGGCUCCGUCGUGA
Molecule: messenger RNA, 1554 nt
Organism: Fibroporia radiculosa
Lineage: Eukaryota; Fungi; Basidiomycota; Agaricomycetes; Polyporales; Fibroporiaceae
Exons: 1
Coding region: 1-1554 (517 amino acids)
Biological process (GO): DNA damage response
Cellular component (GO): nucleus
Molecular function (GO): histone H3K56 acetyltransferase activity
Source: RefSeq, a predicted model, not a curated record